AUGCGGCUGUCGUCGACCAUGUCUCACCACUGUCUCCUCGCCCCGAUACAGGAGUGCCCUGCUGGUUACUUCAUGAAGGACAUUAAGCUGGCCGUGCUGGGCACAGGGAGCAUGGGGAAGAGCGCUAUGAUUGUCCGCUACCUAACCAGGAGGUUUAUUGGCGACUAUGAACCCAACACAGGGAAUCUGUAUUCAAGACUUGUUCAUGUGGAAGAUGACCAAAUUUUCUUGCAAAUUCAAGACACCCCAGGAUGUAUUGAGCUUCAAGAAGACAUCCCGCAGAUGUUGGAUUCACUUUCCAGGUGUCUAAAGUGGGCGGAUGGUUUUCUUUUGGUGUAUUCCGUUACAGACUGCCGUAGCUACCAGUCUAUCCGUCCCCUCUUUGAACAGAUCUGGAAGAGCCGUCCAGACUCUAAAACCCCUGUUAUUAUAGUAGGCAACAAAGCGGACUUGACUCAUGCCAGACAAGUAGCAGCAAAGGAUGGCCUACAGCUGGCCAAUGAACUGGACAGUGUCUUUCUAGAAAUCUCCACUAGUGAUACUUCCAAGUCCAUUUCCAAUGUUAUUUUAGGGCAACAACCUAAGGAUAGGUGGAAAAAUGAUCUUAGAUGA
Messenger RNA from Heteronotia binoei (common prickly gecko), 612 nucleotides. Its product is annotated as ras-like protein family member 11A. Bases 1 to 612 code for a protein of 203 amino acids. The transcript has 2 exons. NCBI's taxonomy places the organism in Eukaryota, Metazoa, Chordata, Lepidosauria, Squamata, Gekkonidae. The record is from RefSeq and is a predicted model, not a curated record. Gene Ontology annotation, molecular function: GTPase activity; GTP binding.